Protopolystoma xenopodis is the source of this 249-nucleotide messenger RNA. NCBI's taxonomy places the organism in Eukaryota, Metazoa, Platyhelminthes, Monogenea, Polystomatidea, Polystomatidae. The record is from the annotation of a GenBank genome assembly.
GAAAAAGCGAUAAAGAGGCGGCAUUCUCGAGACAUUAUCUGCAGCCAGCUGAUGCUGCGCCGAUGUUCUCCGGAGAAACGACCCGACCCGAAUGCGUCGAUUCGACCGGCAACUAGCCAACUGGUAUGCCAAAAAGAAGAUCAUGAAAAGUGCCUCGCUACUGCUUCUUCUGCCAACGGGCCAGCACCAGCAGGGCUCUUAGACACUAGAUCCGCCAAGUUGUCCCCAUCUCCAGCAACCCUAAAAUAG